Clarias gariepinus (North African catfish) is the source of this 2014-nucleotide messenger RNA. RefSeq names its product mitochondrial fission regulator 1 (gene mtfr1). The coding region runs from base 188 to 1171 and encodes 327 amino acids. NCBI's taxonomy places the organism in Eukaryota, Metazoa, Chordata, Actinopteri, Siluriformes, Clariidae. The transcript is spliced from 8 exons. Gene Ontology annotation, cellular component: mitochondrion. The record is from RefSeq and is a predicted model, not a curated record. Gene Ontology annotation, biological process: mitochondrial fission; aerobic respiration.
UGUUCACUCCUUCGUUAGCAACGAGCUGUGUUGAGUUAACGACCUGGAAAAAGAAGGGGGAAAAAACAGCUGUUCGGUGUGUAUGGAGCUAAACUGGAUUUAGCGGAUUGACUCGAAGAAUAAAAAAAGUUUGUGAUGGAGAUGAGACACUCAGCAUGGCAGCAGUUGUAAUCCACUCAGUCUGACGAUGAACAGGAGCGGUGCGAGGAUAGAAAUGGACCUGGCGUGUGGAUCAGCGAAGCCCUGCGGCUCAGCACGCAGCAUCGUCAGGUGGAUCGGCUCCACCCUCCCUCUUGCGCCAUGCCCACGGGUCCACUUUCAGCUCCAGACGUUCACUAUCAAGGGUGGAGCAGGAGGGGUGGGGGGUUCAGGAGGACACGGUGGCCUCGUCACGUCGCUAGCUGAUGUUGCGUGGAUCGAGCAAGAGGACAGCGAUGUCUCUGAGGGACCACAGCUGGAGGCAGUCUCGGGGCUGGCAUUUCGCACCCGGCAGCACCCACCUCUCAGACGUCGACGCUCCUUACCCAGCAUGCACCAGGUAGCGCCCGAUCCGCAAAGCCAGGCGCUCGUGAACGAUCAGGCCAUCCAGAAGAUCAGCGCUCUGGAGGACGAACUGGCUAAACUGCGGGUACAGAUCGCUCAGAUCGUACAGGCCCAGGAGCGAAACACACACACCGCAGGUGUUCCUCCUCCUCCUCCUCCUCCUGCUGCAGCACCUGGUCUUGGACCUCCACCUCCUCCGCCUCCACCUCCACCUCCUCCGCCUCCUCCCCCCCCACCCCCAGGCAUGCAGAGAAGCGUUUCUGCUAUUGAUCUGAUCAAAGAGCGGCGCAGUAAAAGGUCUGAUCAGAACACGGCGCUGGAGGCGGGGCCUAAACAGCCCGAGAUGCCGAACAUGUUAGACGUGCUGAAGGACAUGGGCAAAGUGAAGUUACGCUCUGUUAAAACUCGUGUUGAGGAAGACCAGACCAAAUCUAAAGCCAGUGAACCCGUAGAUCCCGCUGCUCUCAUCGCCGAGGCUCUGAAGCGCAAGUUCGCCCAUCGCUACCGCAACGACAGCGAGUGUGAGAGCAACUUCAGUCUCCCCACUCGAGAAUCCAAACCGCAUGCAGACACGCCUGCGUUCGGGCAGCACAUGCUGAAAUCCACAGGAAUCAGGAAACUCGUGUGAUGGCGUAACCGUGAGCCGAGUGUCGAGUGUGUACACGCAGGAAGACGCGUAGCUCCCGGGACGCUAAGCGCUCAGUCAGGUUUUCUGCACCAGAGUGUUGCAGAGUGCAGCAGGAACGCGCCUGCUGUGUUUAAGCCUCAUUAAUGCAAAGGACCAAAGUGUGUUCAUGUUUGUGUUCGUGUCAAGAUAGCAGUCAUGUAAAUUGUUUUGUUUGUGUUUUUCUCAUUGAGCUCUUGAUCUCAUCCAACUCGAGAAAUAAUUUCUGUAGCAAUUUGCACAAAAUGAAAAAUGAUACUGUUCCGUAAUCUGGCUCUGAUAGCUAGGAGUUAGCCAAAUCAUAUUUCCAAGUUUCACUAAAUAAUUAAAGACAACACUAAAAAGCUCAAUUCUACAUCUGCCUUACGGCGCUGACAUUUAAAACACUAUUCUAUUUUCUCAACUCAGAGGUGAGCGAUGAAUCAAGAGCAUUGGCAUUCGUUUUGUUUUAUUUUUAACAUGGUCUCAUUUUAUUUUUCUUCAUUCCUUUAAAAUUUAUUAAUUGCUAGCAAAAAGUGUGUCGAUUGUUCUUAUGAAUGUUCCUGGUUAUAUAAAAACACACGCAUUCCUAUUAAUCGUUUCCUCUCCGGUCCCGUGUUGCAAGAAGAAACUACGAUCAUAGCACUUUCUGUAAACUUUCCAUAGUUUGUUAGUGUUUAUAAAGUUUGGGAUCUUAUUUAUGUUUUUUAGAUAUUAAUAAUGUAGUCUUGUUAAUAGGAUAUAAUUUAAAUUCUCUGAUAGAUGCCAGUCAUAAAUACACACUACAAAUCAGAAUACUGUAGUUCUUUAAAUAGCGUUUCUUUUUUU